This is a messenger RNA of Podospora anserina S mat+, 438 nucleotides long. RefSeq lists its product as uncharacterized. Lineage: Eukaryota; Fungi; Ascomycota; Sordariomycetes; Sordariales; Podosporaceae. Gene Ontology annotation, biological process: protein peptidyl-prolyl isomerization. The coding region runs from base 1 to 438 and encodes 145 amino acids. The record is from RefSeq and is a predicted model, not a curated record. The transcript has 2 exons. Gene Ontology annotation, molecular function: peptidyl-prolyl cis-trans isomerase activity.
AUGUUCAGAAGUUCCAUCUUCCAAGCUACCAGAUCGCUUCGUCAAUUGACUACUCCAGCCACCCGCAAUCUUUCAUUCACAGCCGCCAGAAUGGGUAUCCCCGCCGACGCUCCCGAAGGUCUCAAGAUUGAGUCCCAGAACGCUGGCUCCGGCCCUGAGGUCAAGAAGGGUGACUCCGUCGAUGUCCACUACAAGGGCACCCUCGAGGACGGCACCGAGUUCGACCAGAGCUACAAGCGCGGCCAGCCCCUCAACUUCACCGUCGGCGCCGGCAUGGUCAUCCAGGGCUGGGAUGCCGGCCUCGUCGGCAUGCAGGUUGGCGAGAAGCGCAAGCUGACCAUCCCCUCCAACCUCGCCUACGGCGAGCGCGGCAUUCCCGGUGUCAUCCCCAAGAACGCCACCCUCAUCUUCGAGACCGAGCUCGUCAAGAUCAGAUAA